Molecule: messenger RNA, 2531 nt
Organism: Drosophila ananassae
Lineage: Eukaryota; Metazoa; Arthropoda; Insecta; Diptera; Drosophilidae
Gene: axed
Exons: 4
Coding region: 678-2294 (538 amino acids)
Biological process (GO): neurogenesis
Cellular component (GO): cytosol
Source: RefSeq, a predicted model, not a curated record
UUAUAUUUUUUUUAAUGGUGGAAAUAGAUUUAGAUAUCAAUAUAUUAAUGAAUAUAUAAUUCAACUAUACAGCAAAAAAUACAAGUCUUCGAACAGUAAACAAAUUUUCUCCCAUUAAUACUCCCGGAAUGGUUCACGGCAUUCCACAUCGUGGCUAGUGGGAUGUGACCUAGUUUCCCCUAGUUUGCAUUGCCCGAUUUUUGUUGCUGGCUCUCUGAUAACAGCCAUAAAUUUCCUACCUCCCUCAAUACGACGCUCCGUUGUCUAGGGCCCGAAAAUGGGCCUCCCUUCCCUAGAAGGCCCACGCACUGGCUCUCACUCUCUCUGGCACUGGGUUUUCCCUCUCCGGAAAGCGAAAGUCCGGGCAUCCCGUCCGCCGCGGGUCUGUGUCUUAUCACACGCUCGAAAAUGUUGCGUCUUUUCGGCCACUCAUACGACCUGUGGGACGCUCUCCGGAUGUCGGGCGAGUGCGCAUGUCUGGCCGAGAAAAGCUGUGGAGAAUUUUCCCCUUGCACGGCGGGAAGUUGCCAGACGGCCGGGCUUUUGAAAUCACUUCCAACCUUAUUCAACUAAAUAACUAUAUUUUAAACAGAAUAUAUAUUUGUGCUUAGCCCCCGAGACACAAAUUCGACAUUGCUCGGUCGGAUUUAAUAUUUUAUGGAGCCAGCUUGGUGAAAAUGGACGUUAACGGUGGCAACGCCAGCCCGGGAAAUUUGUUUUCCAAUAAAAUCACUGCCUUCCAAGACAGCAGCACCCUUGAGCCGCGGCCUGGCAACAAGUACCGCUCCCGACGGAUAGACACCCACCUGGAAGAGCAGCUGGCCAAGGAGAAGCGCAUCACCAAGUUCCCUUUGGUGGGUGCCCUGGUCCAUAAGGCACUGCGGCGUCGGGAGAGGGAGAGCGAUAGGCAGAAAGAACCGGUUGCAAACUGUCCAUCUGGACAGGACAUAGUCAACGCAGACAGCAACAACAACCAGCAGGAAGAGGAGUCGCUCAGGAUGGUGCUGCCGUUUGGACUCGGCCCCGAUGGCCACAAUGUGGAUGCCAUUCAGAGCGCCCCGGCGCCGAGUGCCCCACCCGCUCACAUGCUGCCACCCACCUUUUCCCGGGGUCAGACAACUAUCUACACAGGCGUCCCCAUCAUCGUGAAUCCGUACAUCGACUUCAUCGUGGUCAACGGGGAUGAUCGGUACAUGAUUCGGUGCGAGCGGAAGUCGGUUCUCGAACGGAGCGUGGAGCUGGCCAAGCUGAUCCACGCCGGCCCCAACAGCGGUCGCAAGAGCGACAACCACUUCCAGAUACUCAACGUGGACAAGAACGACUUUGAGCUGAUCGUGCGCUACAUGGAGAAGCACUUCAUCCCUUAUCGCGAUCACAAGCACCUGCUCAAGAUACUCGAGCUAUCCGAUCGCUUCAACGUACCAGAUCUGAUAAUAUACUGCAUUCGCGAACUUGAUCUCAGCAUUUCGAGUGCCACUGCCCUGGACAUCUUCAAGGCGCUGUGGUUCUACCAGGGCAUUGCCCUGACCAACCAGCACCAGACAGUGAUCACCACCCAGGAGACCGGGCAGCAGCUAGCCCGGAAGCAGGCUUCCAAGGCGAAGGCGGCGGCGAAGGCCAAGGCGGCCCAGGCCGCCGAAAACGGAGGCGAAGGGGAUGGUGCCCAAGUGAAUCUCAUCCCCAACCCGAAUCCCUUUACCACCGAGGACUACGGCGUGGCGCUGUUGCACAACACCCUCCAGCUGAUCGACAUGCAUGCCGAGCUGCUGCUCUCCAUGCCGGAGAUCUGUGACCUGAGAUUCGAGGAGCUCGAGACGCUGGUCAAGCGGGACACCCUGCAGCUGCGGUCAGAGGUCACGCUGUUCGAGUGCCUGGCCACGUGGAGUCUGGCGGAGUGUUCCCGCAAGCAGAUCGACGCUACGCCAGAGAACAGGCGCACGGUGCUCGGGCCUCUGUGCCUGACGCCCCGCUACCUGCGCAUGACUCCGGCGGAGUUCCGGCGCUGCUGCGAGCGCAUUGAACUGCUGCCGCCCACGGAGAUAUCGCUUAUCAGCGACGCCCUCGAGGGCAAAAAGCUUAAGAACCUCACCGAUCAACAGACGGAACUGCUGGAGAAGUUCCGCCAGCCCCGGGCGGAGUACGCCAGGAUGCCCGUGCACUUGAGCGACCGGAGUAGCCCGAAGAACUAUCCAAAGAAGAUGCGACUGGCCCACGAGGGACGGCCCACGGAGGAGGGAUGCUGGGAGCGGGUCGGAAUGAACUGCCUGCGUGUUUUUGUCUGCAUAUUCGACUGAUCCGAACAGUCCGACGAGGAGGAGGAGGACGAGGAGGACGAAGAUGAAGAGGAUGAGGAGGAGGACGAGGAGGAGGAAGAGGGCAGUGGGGAAGGAUCUAGUAGUGGAGGUGGAGGGUCAAGAGCAGGAGCUGGAGCUGGAGCUGGUGCUGGUACUGGAAUCGGAGCCAGAAACAGAGGAGUUGACGAUCCCACAUAGACUUGUUGCAUUAAACGAAUAUUAGCGCUUAUGAAUUAA